AUGGCGGAGGAAGCGGUGGCAGACGAGAGCGAUCUGUUCAACCCCUUGGACUGGAAGCCUGUCUCUUUCACGCAUGUAGAGUUUCCUAAAGGUGAUUUUGUUGGCUUCAUCCUGGCCUGGGUUAGCUUGUCACCAUUUAUUUUGAUCAUCAGUUUUAUGACGCUGAUUGUCUUUAGGAGGGACCUACAUACAAUGGCUUUUCUGGUUGGCCUGGGUCUGGACGAGAUCCUGAACCUUCUCAUUAAACAUGCCAUCAGGGAACCCAGGCCGCUUCGAGGUCGUCACAACUUAUACACUGAGUACGGGAUGCCCUCCAGCCAUGCUCAGUUCAUGUGGUUCUUCUCUUCGUACUUUACUUUGUUUUUGUUAGUGAGGUUGUACAGAAACCAGUCGUUGAUAGAUGACCUUUGGAAGUGUGUGAGCGCUGCUCUCAGUGUGUUCAUGGCUCUUCUAGUCUCAUGGAGCAGGGUUUACCUGCGCUACCACUCAAUUAGUCAAGUUCUAUGUGGCGGUUUUCUAGGUUGUCUUCUGGGUGUCUUGUGGUUCGGGACCGUGCAUUUCGUCUUGACGCCCUUCUUCCCAAUUAUAUCCAACAGCCCAGUUGGCGAGAUUCUAAUGGUGCGAGACUCUACUUUGAUUCCUCAUGUCAUGUGGUUUGAGUACACCUGCUCAAGGUCCGAGGCCAGGAGCCGUCAGCGGAAAAUGUCCUCCCGGAAGUCACAAUGA
Messenger RNA from Candidula unifasciata, 726 nucleotides. The record is from the annotation of a GenBank genome assembly. Lineage: Eukaryota; Metazoa; Mollusca; Gastropoda; Stylommatophora; Geomitridae.